Molecule: messenger RNA, 1556 nt
Organism: Papilio polytes (common Mormon)
Lineage: Eukaryota; Metazoa; Arthropoda; Insecta; Lepidoptera; Papilionidae
Exons: 4
Coding region: 261-611 (116 amino acids)
Source: RefSeq, a predicted model, not a curated record
UCUUACUUAGUUAACUCGGCAGUAAGAGACGCGCCACGGAGCGCAGCGCAUGCGCCACCUAACGGCGCCAAAACGUCACAUUUGUAAAUAACUUUUAAAUGUUUUGUUUAAAAUCGAUUUGUGAUAUUCGAUUAGUGCCAAAGUAAAAAUAAUCAUAUUAAAGUUAUCGUUAAGUUAUUAGUUGUGUUGUGGAAGGACCGGACGCCAUUCAUCUUGUUUAUGUAUAAUUCGGUCUACAAUUAAAUCAACAAAUAUCAUUAAUGGAUCCAAAUGUAGAAAAAAGUGUAAACUGGGGAGAUAUGGAAACUACAGCCGACCCUAAUGUAUCCAUAUCAACAAUGAAUGAGGACGUACCAACGCUGACCCUGGCCACCAUAUUGGGCGUCACCGUGGUCAUAAUCAUCGCUAUAGCCGUCGUCUUCGUCUUGGGAGUACUCAUUGACUGUAGACAACAGAGGAUAUUGGAUAAGAAGAUCGGUGAGGUGAGAAGGAGGAAGAAUCUCCGGAGAGCGAAGUCACAUCCACAAGCAGAUGUAGUCAGUAUAGUUAAUGAUAUGGAGGGUCCCGGUCUUAGCGCACCGCCCUUGGAAGCCUUGCGUAAUAUACCGUAAUACCCAAAUGUUAAUGUACCAAAAUUAUUUGUUAAUCUGAAUAUCUAUAUGAAAUGUUGUAGUUUUGUAAGAUCUGUUUGUUUAGUUAGCAAAUUAUAUAAUUAUGCAAAUUUAGAACGAUAUAAUAUGGAAUUAUGAAAGGGCUUGUUGAUUAUUAUUGAAAAUAAGCAUUAUUGACGUUAUGAAUAAUUAUUAUAAUAAACGUAUAAGUAAAUGACUAUUUUAAUAAACGUAUAAUCGUUGAAAAGUACUUAAUUAUUACACUUAGUAGCAACGUAAUUGUGUAAGGUGAUAAUGUUCAAGUAAAUAGACUGCUUUAGGCCUAUCUAUAGUUUUGCAUGUUACUCGUAUAAAAGUAUUACAGUUUACAAAUGUAAAGAAUCAAUGUUUUAUAAUAUUUAAAAUUAAAUAUUUUUAUUGUUUACAAUUAUUUCUCUCAUCAUUUCUUGCAUUUUAAAUUACGUUUAAAAAAUAAAUAAAAAAAUUGAAAAAUUGAAUAAGACGAAUUGAGUACCUCUUUCUUUUGGAAAGUCGGUCAAUAAACAUGAUAUGUUUCCUACUUACAAAUAAACAAGACAAUGUAAAUAAAAAAGUUUAAAAAUAAUGUACAUUUAUCUACGUUUUUUAAAUCAAAGAAUGUUAGUAACACAGAAAAGGCGAGCAAAUAUUUUAUUUAAACUGUUAUAAACUACGAUACAAACAGUGGAUUUGAAAGGCUGUCAGCAAUCGAGAAGUAAUUUGGAGGUUGCACAAACCGUCAGUUGGUGAACGGCGUAAAUAACUCUUAUUUCCUAAUUUUUUACCUAGUUGUUUACAAUAAUACUAUUGUACAAAAGUACUCUUGGACAAAAGAAUAUUACAAAAUGAUUAAGGGAAAUUUAUGGAAAUAAUGUUUCAUGUAUCAAUGGAUGACUAUUGAAUAGCAAACUAUUGUAUAAGUUUGAA